GAUUCCAGAGCCGCGGCGGCUGCUUCAGCCGUGUGGGGAAACCGAAAGUGGGCGGCGGCCGCGGCUGUAGCCCUGGCGGAGACAGCGGUGGGAGCCGGGCCCAGAGGCGCGGGGACGGGCUGCGGGCCCGCAGAACGAGGUGAAGAUGCUGGAAGCAGAUCUGGUUUCAAAAAUGCUGCGAGCUGUUCUACAGUCUCAUAAGAACGGAAUAGCAUUACCCCGGCUCCAAGGAGAGUACAGAUCCUUAACUGGAGACUGGAUCCCCUUCAAGCAAUUAGGUUAUCCUACGCUAGAAGCCUAUCUGAGGAGUGUGCCAGCAGUUGUCAAGAUAGAGACUAGUAGAUCUGGAGAGAUUACCUGCUAUGCCAUGGCCUGCACAGAAACUGCAAGAAUUGCUCAGCUUGUGGCUCGUCAGAGGAGUUCUAAAAGGAAAACUGGUCGGCAAGUUAAUUGUCAGAUGAGAGUAAAGAAAACCAUGCCAUUUUUUCUAGAAGGAAAACCAAAAGCAACCCUCAGACAACCAGGAUUUUCUUCAGAUUUUUCUAUCAGCAAAAAACCUAAUCCAACACUGUUAAGAGACAAAGGAAACUCUCUUGGAAUUAAAUCUGUUGCCGAAAUGCCGCCUUACACAUUAUAUGCAACUAUUGGAAAUGAAGUAUUCAAAGAUGUUCCAGUGCAGAGGCAUGUGACCAUGUCUACCAACAACAGGUUUAGCCCAAAGGCAUCACUUUUGCCACCUUUUCAGAUGCAUCACUCAAGAACCUGUACUAAGGAAAUGAGUGAUAAUUUAAAUCAGGCUGUUGAAAAACCAAAUGUCACGCCUCCUGCCUCUUACACUUAUAAAAUGGAUGAGGUUCAAAACCGCAUAAAGGAAAUACUAAACAAGCAUAACAAUGGCAUUUGGAUAUCUAAGCUUCCACAUUUUUACAAAGAAUUAUAUAAAGAAGAACUUAAUCAAGGAAUUUUACAACAGUUUGAACACUGGCCUCAUAUUUGCACGGUGGAAAAACCUUGCAGUGGUGGUCAAGAUUUACUUGUUUAUCCAGCUAAGAGAAAGCAGCUUUUGAGAAGUGAACUGAACGCUGAAAAAGUGCCUCCAUCCCCACUACCUGCUCCAAAACAAAUACCACCACUCAAAGGGUGUCCAACAGUUAUGCCAGGAGACUUUAAAGAGAAAGUUGAGGAGCUGCUGGUGAAAUACUCAAGUGGUCUUUGGGCCAGCGCACUCCCAAAAGCAUUUGAGGACAUGUACAAAGUGAAAUUACCCGAGGAUGCCUUAAAAAAUCUUGCCUCGCUUUCCGAUGUAUGCACCAUAGACUACAUUUCUGGAAACCCCCAGAAGGCCAUUCUCUAUGCUAAACUUCCACCACCCACUGACAAAAUCCUAAAGGAUGCAGGGCAAGCACAUGGAGAUUAUGAUAUCAAGUCUGUGAUUGAACAAGAAUAUUUGCAGAUAGAAGGAAGCAUUACCAAAAGUGCUGAUACCUUUAUGGAGACUGUAACAAUUCCUCCGUUAAUCAUUCCAACUGAGGCAUCCCCAUCUGUAUUGGUGGUUGAACUGAGCAACACAAAUGAAGUGGUUAUCAGGUAUGUGGGCAGAGACUAUUCUGCUGCUCAGGAAUUAAUGGAAGAUGAGAUGAAGGAGUAUUACAGUAAGAACUCCAAGGUCACACCAGUCCAGACUGUGCAGAUUGGCCAGUUGCUGGCUGUAAAUGCUGAGGAGGAUGCUUGGUUACGGGCACAGGUCACCUCAACAGAAGAGAACAAAAUAAAGGUAUGCUAUGUUGACUAUGGUUUUAGUGAAAAUGUUGAAAAGAGCAAAGCAUACAAACUGAACCCGAAGUUCUGUUCACUGUCAUUCCAAGCUACAAAGUGUAAGCUCGCAGGGUUGGAAGUUCUAAGUGAUGAUCCUGAUUUAGUGAAGGUGGUUGAAUCUUUAACUUGUGGAAAGAUCUUUGCAGUGGAAAUACUUGAAAAAGCUGAUAUUCCACUGGUGGUUCUGUACGAUACCUCAGGAGAAGAUGACAUCAACAUCAAUGCCACCUGCUUAAAGGCCAUAUGUGACAAGUCACUAGAGGUUCACCUUCAGGUCGAUGCCAUGUACACAAAUGUCAGAGUGACUAAUAUUUGCUCCGACGGCACACUCUACUGCCAGGUGCCUUGUAAGGGUUUGAACAAGCUCAACGACCUUCUGCAUAAGAUAGAGGAAUACUUUCAUUGUAAGCACAUGACCUCUGAGUACUUCGUUUCAUUACCCUUCUGUGGGAAAAUCUGCCUCUUCCAUUGCAAAGGAAAAUGGUUACGAGUAGAGAUCACGAAUGUUCACAGCAGCCGGGCUCUUGAUGUUCAAUUCCUGGACUCUGGCACUGUGACGUCUGUGAAAGUGUCCGAGCUCAGGGAAAUUCCCCCUCGGUUUCUCCAAGAAAUGAUUGCAGUACCACCUCAGGCUAUAAAGUGCUGUUUAGCAGAUCUUCCACAGUCUAUUGGCAUGUGGACACCAGAUGCUGUGCUUUGGCUAAGAGAUUCUGUUUUGAAUUGCUCAGAUUGUAGCAUUAAGGUUACAAAAGUGGAUGAAACCAGAGGGAUCGCACAUAUUUAUUUAUUUACCCCCAAGAACUUCCCCGAUCCUCACCGCAGUAUCAAUCGCCAGAUUACAAACGCAGACUUGUGGAAGCAUCAGAAGGAUGUGUUUCUGAGUGCCAUAUCCAGUGGAGCUAGCUCCCCCAACAGCAAAAGUGCGAACACCCCCAUUUUGGGCAACACUGGAGAGAAUUUCAGAAAGAGCCUCUCGGAUAUCCUCAGAAAGUCGUUGGUAGACCACACCAGCUCUUUCUCCAUGGAGGAACUGCCACCUCCUGCCCACUUGUCCAAGCCAGGGGAACACAUGGAUGUGUACGUGCCAGUGGCCUGUCACCCGGGCUACUUUGUCGUCCAGCCGUGGCAAGAGAUACAUAAGCUGGAAGUUCUGAUGGAAGAGAUGAUUCUCUAUUACAGUAUGUCUGAGGAGCGCCAUGUGGCAGUGGAGAAAGACCAAGUGUAUGCUGCAAAAGUGGAAAAUAAGUGGUACAGGGUGCUUUUAAAAGGAAUCCUGACCAAUGGACUGGUGUCCGUGUAUGAGCUGGACUAUGGCAAGCACGAAUUAGUCAACAUAAGAAAAGUGCAGCCCCUGCUGGACGUGUUCCGAAAGCUGCCGUUUCAAGCAGUCACAGCUCAACUAGCAGGAGUGAAGUGCAGCCAGUGGUCUGAGGAGGCUUCGAUGGUGUUUCGAAAUCAUGUGGAGAAGAAACCUCUGGUGGCAUUGGUGCAGACAGUUAUAGAAAACACUAACCCUUGGGACCGGAAAGUAGUGGUCUAUUUAGUGGACACAUCACUGCCAGACACAGAUAUCUGGAUUCAUGAUUUUAUGUCAGAGUAUCUGGUAGAGCUUUCAAAAGUCAAUUAAUCGCUGCUUCUGAGACCUUGACAACUAAUUCAGAUUUUUUUAGCAAUAACAAAAUGUAGUAGGCUUUAAAAAAAAAAAAAUCUUACCUCUGCUACAUGGCUCCGACUGCUGUGCGGGAUUGAAAAGAAUAUGCUUGGGUUUGAUGAAAGAUAUUUAACAAGUUUUGUUUUAACAGAGUUGACUUUUCAAAGAGAAUUGCACUUGAAUUAUUACUAUAAUAUUAGAAUAAAGAUGUUUAUCAGUUCAAAAACUGACUAUCUUAUCAUUUCUAGGCUUUAUGAUCUUAAGGUGAAGAGUUUCCCUUUCUAUUCAUGUUGUCUUCCUAGUGGUGCUCGCUUCUUCUCCAGUUAGACUGAGAAUUCCGUGACUUAACCCUACCCUGGAGUAGUGGUGGGUCCCAAAGCAGGUGGUCACCACACCAUGUGAAGUCUCUCCCGAGUCUUUAGCCCACCAGCAUUGCUAGUGGUGCUGCUGGAGGAACAGCCCAGGCAAACCAGCACGUCCUGAUCACCCCAGAUCACCCCAAAUCUUGAGUGGCUUAUUGCCCAGAGAGUCUGGACUGAAAAUGCAGGCCUUUACAGUCUCCCUGCCCAACCUCCCUGUCUACUACUCCUUGCGCCAGCCACACUGGACCUUCCCAAACCCCAUGCAUGUUCAUCUAGGACUACUCGUACUCUAAAGGAAGCCCCACUUCCCUCCAGACCACUCUUAUUCUUUUCCCUCAGCCUGCAGCUCAUUUUCUCCCCACCAUUUUUCUUUGUCAGUAUCCUCCCUGACCUCCCAGGCUGUCCAUGAAGCCUUCCCUGGUGCCCCUCCUACUGCACU
Molecule: messenger RNA, 4267 nt
Organism: Balaenoptera musculus (blue whale)
Lineage: Eukaryota; Metazoa; Chordata; Mammalia; Artiodactyla; Balaenopteridae
Gene: TDRD7
Product: tudor domain containing 7
Exons: 17
Coding region: 146-3442 (1098 amino acids)
Biological process (GO): lens fiber cell differentiation; spermatogenesis; lens morphogenesis in camera-type eye
Source: RefSeq, a predicted model, not a curated record